UUUCUUUCUUUCUUUCUUUCUUUCUUUCUUUCUUUCUUUCUCUCUCUCUUUCUCUCUUUCCUUCUUUCUUUCCUUCUUUCUUUUUUUCUCCCCCCCUCCUCCUUUCCCUCGGUGCUUAUCAUUUAAUUACGUCUCUUUUCUCCCCCUUUUUAAUUUUGCGGGAAGCCGAGGUGAUAGAGGGGGAGGGGGGGUUUCCUGUCUCUUUCCCUCCGUUCACUUGGGACCGGCGGAUGCGAGUCACACACGCUCCCUCCCUCCCUCCACGCUCUCCCUCCCUCCCUCCCUCCUCUCUGCCUCUCUGCCGGUGGAAGUUAGCAGAGAAGGGGGGGGCCAUUAGAUCACUUCGGCAGCGGCGAGAAGGAGGGGAGUCCUGCCUGCGAAGCGCGCGUCUACCAGGCGAGGGAAGGAAAAGAAGCGUUGAGAGUUGGGCUCCCAUUUUCUCCGUUCUGCUCGGCGCAGUGGAGCUGCGGGACUUUCGCUGUUCUUUAGCCAGCUCUCCGCCUUGCACCUGUUCGAGUCGCCUUCGCAGCCGCCGUUUGCCUCGGGCCGAGGCGGUCCCCGGAGGAAGAAAGUUUUGCUGCCGCCUGAGGAGAUUCUCGCGCGCGCGCUCCCGCUCUUUCUUCAAGCUCACAGGGACCAGCCGAAGUGCCCCCACAGGCAGACUCUCGGGGGCUCCCUCCUCCUCCUCCUCCUCCUCCUCCUCCUCCUUACCUUUGAUCGUCGUAGUGCACUCUUAUACCAUUUCUUACGCCUCAGCACCUCGUCUUCUCUCCCGGGCUCCUUCGUCUGUGUUUCGCUUCGCCCCUCCGCUCGGCAGACGCCCGGCUCCUUUGCUCUAUGUUUUGACAUUGUGGAGCCUGGUGGCCCCUAGCAAACUGCGUGAAUGUAUAGCAUGAUGAUGGAGGCGGACAUGCACUCGCCCGGUGGAGCCCAGGUCACCACCAACCUUUCGGGCCAAACCGGUGCGGGAGGAGGCGGCGGCGGAGGUGGCGGCGGCGGGGGGGCCAAGGCCAACCAAGACCGAGUCAAGAGGCCCAUGAACGCCUUCAUGGUUUGGUCGCGGGGCCAGCGGCGGAAGAUGGCCCAAGAGAACCCCAAGAUGCACAACUCCGAGAUCUCCAAGCGCCUGGGCGCCGAGUGGAAAGUCAUGUCCGAAGCGGAGAAGAGACCCUUCAUCGACGAGGCCAAGCGCCUGCGGGCGCUGCACAUGAAGGAGCACCCGGAUUAUAAAUACCGGCCGAGGAGAAAGACCAAGACUUUGCUAAAGAAAGACAAAUAUUCGCUGGCCGGCGGGCUGCUAGGCGCCGGUGGUCCCGGGGGCGGCCCUCCGGUAGCGAUGGGCGUAGGAGUGAGCCCCGCCGGCGUCCAACGCUUGGAGAGUCCCGGUGGAGGUGGCCCCGGGGGUGGCGGGAGCGCCGGCGGAGGUGGCGGAGGCUCAGGCGGUGGCUAUCCGCAUAUGAACGGCUGGGCUAACGGCGCGUACCCGGGCUCGGUGGCGGCGGCGGCGGCGGCGGCGGCGAUGAUGCAAGAAGCACAGCUCGCUUACAGCCAGCACCCAGGCAGUGGUGGCCACCCGCACGCCCACGCUCAUCACCCGCACCCGCACAAUCCCCAGCCAAUGCACCGCUACGAUAUGGGCGCCCUCCAGUACAGCCCCAUCUCCAACUCGCAGGGCUACAUGAGCGCCUCGCCGUCGGCCUACGGCGGCAUCUCCUACGGCGCCCAGCCACAUCAGAACUCGGCUGCUGCGGCCGCCGCGGCCGCCGCAGCUGCCGCGGCCGCUUCGUCAGGAGCUCUCGGCGCGCUGGGGUCCUUGGUCAAAUCCGAGCCUAGCGUGAGCCCACCCGUCACCUCAGCGCACUCACGGGCCCCUUGUCCCGGGGACCUGCGCGAAAUGAUCAGUAUGUACUUGCCCGGCAGCGAAGGCGGGGACCCAGCAGCCGCCGCCGCCGCCGCUGCAGCCGCGGCCGCUGCCCAAAGCCGGCUCCACUCUUUACCCCAGCACUAUCAGGGCACCGGCACGGGGGUGAACGGCACCGUGCCCUUGACGCACAUCUGAGACGGACCGAAGGAUGGACGCCGCCGCCGCCGCCGCCGCCGCCACUGCAGCCAAAGGGGAUGUGGUCCUUGGAGCGGGCUGGCUCCCUCUGCGCCAUCCCUUUUCCCAACUCUUCCCCGCAGCCCCUUUUGUACAGAACCAGGGCGAUGCUUUGAAGUCCUUAUAAUUAUUAUUAUUAUUAUUAUAACAAACAUUCAUAGUACAAAGGAUAAUGAAGAGAAAAGGUAACAGGUUGCUGUAAUGCUAACUCCUUCUCGUGUCUCCCCCAGCCCAAAGAACUAGGUUUUGAAACCAGUGGGGGUUAUUAUUAUUAUUAUUAUUGCUAUUAUUCCUUCUGUUGUUGUUUUAGACGAACUGUGUUUUAACUGAGAUUUUUUUUCCUUUUGUACAGUAUUUAUCAUUCACCCACAAAUCACAUAGCCUUUUUAUUUACUAAGCAGUAUGGGGAUCGGGAGAGAAACCGAGAGAAGAAAAUGCUAAUUAUUAUUAAUAAUUCAAAGGUUUAGGUGAUGCCAACUUCUUUGCCAUAUAGAAGCAUUAACUGGUCGCUAUUGGGGCAACUUCUUGUGAAGAUUUUAAAGCCUAAUUAAAGAAAAAAUAAAGUCAAGAACCAUCUUAAAACUUUUUGGGGUGCUUCUUAUAAAGCAGGGUUCUUUUGGUUCUGUUUAUUUAUAAGGGUUUUUGUUUCAUGAUCAAGAACAAUAUUCUGAAUUUUGUAAAUGUUUCUUAUGUCUGCAUUUUUCUUUUGGUAACUUUUUAUAUUUUUUUCUUGUAAAUGCAUUGUGGAAUAAUUUUAAUUAAUUUUAGGCAUUAAAAGGGAAUUCAUAAAUGUGUAUAUAGUUUACUAAAAAGCAUUUUCGCUGAAGAAGAAAACAAAUAAAAAUCUAAAGAUAAGUUUGAUUCUGAGUUAAAUCAAUUUCAAAAUAAAAUUGGAACCAGGUGAUCCAAAAUAUACUAAUUCAUGACAUGCCUUUAAACUGGACACUUUGUAUGUUUAAAUAUAACUGGAAAAGAUCGGUAACACCAAAAAUCUAACAUGGGGUAGCCUUUCAUGGUUUUUAUUUUAAAGCAGUUAGAUCUAGUGAUUUAAAGGCACCACGCUACAAAAAGGAGACUGAGUUCUAGUCCCAAACCGAUUGGGUGACUUUGGGCCAGUCACUCUCUCAGCCCAACUUACUUCAUAGGGUUGUUGUUGUUGUGGAGAAAAUAGGAGGAGGAAGGAGUAUUAAAUAUGUUUGCCACCAUGAGUUAUUUUUAAAAAAUAUUAAAGGUAGAAUUUUUUUUUAAAAAGCAAAUGGAGGAAAGUGGGGUUUUUAAUUUGUUUUUAAGUGGUGUAGGUUUGGGAUAUUAUUUUAAUAUCUGUGCAGUAUGGCUAAAGAAGGCAAUGCAGUAAGUCAUUUCUAGACUGUAUUUCAUUUAUUUUGUUAAAUUAUGUAACUGCUUGGUAAACAUAAAUAAGUUUUUGUCUAACUUCUGUUUCUUCAGUUAGCACCAGAGUUUUAAAAAGUUUGGACAAUGCCUCUCUCUCCCCCAGCUCCCAAUUUCUUUCACUCCACACUGUGUUUGUGGUAUUUAGAUGAAAAACAAUUUCUUGUAUGAAUAUUGAUCAAGUUUAGGCACAAUGAAGGAUAGCUAACAUUUAAAAAAUGGUUUAUAUAUUGCCCCAGCAAAAUGAUCUUUUGGCGGAGGGUAAAUGCUGUUACAUUCAAGUAAUAUAUUUGUUUGCAGACAUUUCUGUUGUUUAACGUUUUAAAUUUUACUUUUAAAGUUAUUUCUUCCAUGGCUAAAAUGAAGUUAGAUAUUAAACUUGACAGAAUACUAAAGCCAAAGGUUAGGUUGCAGAUUAUAAUUAUUGCUUCAGCUUGAAAAAAAAGAAAGAAAAAAAAAACAUAUAAGGAAAUCAUGCCUGUUAAUAGCCUGGGUGGGGGAUGGCAAUGAAGUCCAGAGGAAAAAUAUUGGAUAAAGUAAAUAUUUAAUAUUUUAUUUGUGUCCAUUGCCUGCAGUUCCUGAAACAACUUACUCAGAAAUAACCACUACUGAAUCUCUAUGAAACCCUUGGGUAGGUGCCAGUUUAUUCCAGAGUAAAACCUUUGACAGAUGAGAAGCCACACACAUUUUCUGGAAGUAAGCCCCUCUGGUUUCAGCGACAUUUAUUUUGAAGUGAUGUGGUUAACAACCGCAAGAGCUGACUGAUUGAAUUUCUUUUAGAAACUGCUUACAUUAUAUUGUUUUGCGGUCUAAGCAAUAGCCAUCUUUAUUUAAAUGAUUAGUUUUCUUUAUAGAUUGGGGGUUUUGUUUGUUUUUUUAAAAGGAAAUAAAAUAUAUUUCCAUUUU
Pantherophis guttatus is the source of this 4393-nucleotide messenger RNA. NCBI's taxonomy places the organism in Eukaryota, Metazoa, Chordata, Lepidosauria, Squamata, Colubridae. The record is from RefSeq and is a predicted model, not a curated record.